Messenger RNA from Sardina pilchardus (European sardine), 1244 nucleotides. It is a transcript of the gene thyn1, whose product is annotated as thymocyte nuclear protein 1. The transcript has 7 exons. Gene Ontology annotation, cellular component: nucleus. The record is from RefSeq and is a predicted model, not a curated record. Lineage: Eukaryota; Metazoa; Chordata; Actinopteri; Clupeiformes; Clupeidae. Bases 406 to 1113 code for a protein of 235 amino acids.
GUAGUUUUGAAAAAACCCGUGCAAGUUAUAUCAGCCAGAGGCUACGACUUAUCUAAGCGACUACAACAAACGUCAGUGAAAUCGCGUGAUUACACACAUUUGGGAUUGAAUAUACUGUAACAUUCGAGCUAGUGUUGUUUAUAGGUGUCUUCGUCUUAUAUCAAGGUAGGUGCAAGACAACGCAAUUCAGAUGAGCGACCAUAAUAUUGCGCAAUCGUUAUACAGCGCGGGAAAAGAUGGUCGCAGGACAGUAGUAUCUCAUUCAACUACUAGACGCUGACCUGCAUCCCUGAAAGCCCGUAUCAAAUAGACGUACGUACGACAGUCAGCCCCCCUCGAGCCUCGACUCGUGGAGCUGAGCAUAGCUGACCAACUAACUAAACCUCUACUGUUGACAUCAAAAACAUGCCCCCAAGAUUGAGGGCACGUGGCCCUAAAAACACCACCAAAGCUGUCCAGCCUGCCUCAGACAGUGAGGACAGUUCUGAAACAGCUACUCAGAGAAAAGGCAAACGAAAAAGGUCAACCGUGAGCAGCAAGUCCAAAGGGAAAGUUGCGACUUCUGAUGUUAAAGACUCACCUGGCAAAGCAUCAUACUGUCACUGGCUGAUGAAGUCUGAACCCGAAAGCAGAUUUGAGAACGGGAUCGAUGUAAAGUUUGGAAUCGAAGAUCUAAAGGGCCUCCCCGAUCAGACAGGAUGCUGGGAUGGUGUCAGAAACUAUCAGGCUCGUAAUUUCAUGCGGGACAUGAAGGUCGGUCAGCAGGCUUUCUUCUACCACAGCAACUGCAAAGAACCAGGCAUUGCAGGCCUCAUGACGAUUGUCAAAGAGGCCUAUGUGGACCACACGCAGUUUGACAAGAAAGACGUGCACUACGACGCCUCGAGUAAGCCGGACAACCCUAAAUGGAGCAUGGUGGACGUGCAGUACGUGAGGAUGCUGAAGCGCUUUGUGCCGCUGGCCGAGCUGAAGAAGCUCCACCAGGAGCAGCGGGCCACCGGCGGCCCUCUGAAGGACAUGGCGCUCUUCACCAGAGCCAGGCUGUCUGUGCAGCCGCUCACGGCAGAGGAAUUCAAUUUUGUUCUGAGUUUGGAAGACCAAGACCCACUAUGAUGAGACUACUGCACAACUACUGAACAAUAGGACAAACCAUUUACAUUCUGGACAAGAAUAUUAUGCAACUAGGACCAAGUAUUUUAUAUUGCUUUAUAGUUAAUAAAGUUUUCUGUAUUUAGCCUUGCAUA